This is a messenger RNA of Oryzias melastigma (Indian medaka), 844 nucleotides long. It is a transcript of the gene pigh, whose product is annotated as phosphatidylinositol glycan anchor biosynthesis, class H. The coding region runs from base 157 to 702 and encodes 181 amino acids. NCBI's taxonomy places the organism in Eukaryota, Metazoa, Chordata, Actinopteri, Beloniformes, Adrianichthyidae. Gene Ontology annotation, biological process: GPI anchor biosynthetic process. The record is from RefSeq and is a predicted model, not a curated record. Gene Ontology annotation, cellular component: glycosylphosphatidylinositol-N-acetylglucosaminyltransferase (GPI-GnT) complex. The transcript has 5 exons.
GUCACAAGACACAUAGUUGAGCACAAAUUUUUGUUUUUAUUUAGCAAAUGUUCUCAUUUCUGAUCCUUACGUGGUUUUUCGGAGGAUCAGGGAUGAGUUUGGUCUUUUAGGUCAGAUAUUCGCGUGGGAUUAAUUGGGUUUUUCCUUCUUUUCCCGAUGGAAGCAGAAACAUUCUCUGACAUUAGAGGUCAGCCCAUUACUCUGGACUGUCAGCGGCACUCCAGCUUCUGCUCGGAGUUUACCGUCAGCUCCCCCAAAGUGUCCAUCGGGAAGGUGAUGGCGUACACCUGCUCCGUGUGGCUGCUAGCUUACUUUCUGUUCUUCUUCACUCAGAACACGGCCGUUCUGUCCAGUGCCAUCCUCGUCACUUUGGUCGGCAUGGUUCUCCACAUCCACUUUGUGAAGGUCGACCACGAGUCUCUUCUCGUCAUCGGGUCUUUGGGCAUCCAGGUGUCUUCUAGCUACGCCUCGGGCCGCGAGAUCACUUCCUUCAUAGAGAUGGGCCGGAUCAAAGACAUCGUCAUCAAUGAAGCUGUUUACAUGCAUCAGAUCAUCUACCACCUGUGUGUUCUGCUGAGGGAGCCUGCAGAGUCUGACGCGGUGGCAGGUGUGGUGCCUUUGUUUCAGAGCUCCAAGCCGAGACUGGAUUGUUUGGUAAAAGUUUACCGGAGCUGUCAGGAGAUCCUGUCCAAGGUUCCAUGAAGCUUCAAGAGGACUUCUGUCUGGACAUGCUCUUUGCUUCUGGUACUUUUGGACUCAUUCUCUCUAAAUUGGACUGAAGAAGAGGAAAUUGUUUUUCUGUGUUCCAAAUGUAAAUAAUAAUAAAAAAAUUUUGUCCCCGAUA